This is a messenger RNA of Cladophialophora bantiana CBS 173.52, 3033 nucleotides long. RefSeq lists its product as uncharacterized. Bases 1 to 3033 code for a protein of 1010 amino acids. Gene Ontology annotation, molecular function: ATP binding; DNA binding; 3'-5' DNA helicase activity. NCBI's taxonomy places the organism in Eukaryota, Fungi, Ascomycota, Eurotiomycetes, Chaetothyriales, Herpotrichiellaceae. The transcript has a single exon. The record is from RefSeq and is a predicted model, not a curated record. Gene Ontology annotation, cellular component: nucleus. Gene Ontology annotation, biological process: recombinational repair.
AUGCAGCUCCUAGUAGGGCUCAAUGCCGCUCAGAGAGCUGCAGUCACCUCGCCGGCAUCAGUUCUCCAAGUGCUAGCUCCUCCUGGGUCUGGGAAAACCAAGACUUUGACCUGUCGCGUCGCCUAUCUCACUGCUCAUUAUGGACACAAUCCGCAAAAUGUCAUCUGUUGCACGUUUACCAUCAAAGCUGCCAGGGAAAUGCGGGAAAGACUGAGAAGCUUGGUUGGCAGUGAACUCGAAUCUAAGCUGGUCCUCGGAACUAUCCACUCCAUCUGUCGACGUUACUUGGUCGCGUACGGCCACCUUAUUGGAAUACCCAAAGGUUUUGGAAUUGCGGACAACUCAGACAGUAAUAGCAUAAUCAAGCGCAUCGUCAAGCGCCUCAACCUGUCGAUCGAACCAAAAAAUGCGAGAGCCAGAAUUUCAAGUCACAAGGCUAAAGGGAAAAAGCUGGAAGACCUGCCGAAGAAACCGCCGAAAGAGCUGAAGGAGCAAGAGUUUAUAACCAUUUUCCACGAAUAUGAGGCGGCAUUGGCAGUGUCCAAACUACUGGACUAUGACGACCUGCUCUUGCGAUGUGUUGAUCUUCUGCGAGCAUAUCCAGCCUGCGUGUCCAACAUCGAAGCCUUGUUGAUUGACGAGUUCCAAGAUACCAACAUCGUGCAAUUCGAACUGAUGAAAUUACUGGCAUCUGCAAACAGAAAGAUCACCAUUGUCGGUGAUCCAGACCAGAGCAUUUACGGAUUUCGCUCUGCGGAAAUCGAGAAUCUACGACGAAUGAAAGCUUUCUACCCUGAAACAGUCGUCAUCAAUUUGGAAGAAAAUUAUCGCUCUGCGUCGGCCGUGCUGAGACUUGCCCAGGAUGUCAUUGAACAAGACGCCAACCGUCCCCAGAAGAAAAUGAAAGCGACCCACUGUCAUGGAACUAAGCCGGUGCUUCGACGUCUGCCUAAUCCUAAUGAGGAGGCAUUGUGGAUUGCUAGUGAGAUCAAGAGAACGAUGACAAUGACUGGAGGCCUACUUCUGCAUUCUGAUUUCGCUAUUCUCCUUCGCUCGGCUUAUCUCUCAUUGCUUAUUGAACGAGCUUUGACAAACGCCAACAUUCCGUAUCGCAUGGUUGGGGGUCAACGUUUCUUUGACCGUGUCGAAAUCCGGAUCAUCAUCGAUUACCUCCGCACUAUCAGCCAUCCUGACAAUAAUCAGGCUUUCGUGGCAAUCAUAAACACGCCGCCACGCAAGAUCGGAGAGACUUCGAUUGCUGAAAUGGUCAAACUUGGGGAAGAACAUAAACUCUCACUCUGGGCUGUUGUGCAAAAAGUCCUCACAGGAGAUCUAAAGCCUAAAAAGAGGCUUUCGAAACCGGCGGAACAGGAACUGGGCCGCCUGAUUAGUCUCAUCCGGACUGCUAGACAAAAGAUGAAUACCGUACAACCGGCGGCCACGGUUCCGACGAAGUUGAUUGAUUUCGUUGUCGAAUCUUUAGACUUUGAAAAUUAUCUGAAGAGAAAAUACAAAGAUGACCAUGAAGAUCGACUCGAGAACGUCAAAGAACUCAUUACACACGCAUCUGAGGUCCUGCUACAGAAUGCGGCCGAAGAGCCUCUCGCGACUAUUGAGGGUGUGGAACAGCAAAUUUCCAAUGGUGGUCAGGAAGUCCUCGCUCAAUUUCUGGCGAAUAUUGUCCUCUCGACCGAUGUUGAAAAUGCCGAAGAAAGCAAUGACAAACCUCGCCUCACCAUCUCGACGAUUCACUCCGCAAAAGGUCUUGAGUGGCCUGUCGUAUUUAUUCCAGCAGUCUAUGAAGGGUCUAUUCCUCAUUCUCGAGCUGACAAUACUGAUGAAGAGCGGCGACUGCUCUAUGUCGCAAUGACACGAGCUCAGACUCUUCUCACAAUGACUUUCCCAGUGUUGCAAUCCCGGGAUCAAGCAGAGUCCGUUCUUUCUCAGUUUCUCCCACCCAAAGUCCACCAUCAUCUCGCUCAAACUGGUCCAUUAUUUCAUGAUCACGCGAUCCAGGAUAUAGCAAGCAUCCUUGGACGGCCCAUGCCGUCACAGGAAGACCUAGCAAAGAGCUUACAGGGCAUCAAGGGCGAAGAAAGUCCAGCUGAUGACAUAUGGCCGAGUGAUGGUAGCCGCCGACCUACGCCAAUGCUUCCAAGCGACACACAGGGUACUCAAGAAUUCGGCAGGCCACUAGCAGAGGUCCUUGCCGCUCAGAAACAACAAUACCGAGGCUACUCUAGCCUUCCAAGAAAAGAUGCCACGUCAACCUCUGCUGGCUCUAGGGUGGUCACCACCAUGAGCAGUGUCGACGCCUUCUCCACGUCAAACAUGUCGCUGGGCUUCACCACUGCCAGCCAUCAGCUCAAAACAGGUGUCGCUAAUCUCAGGAGAUCCUCAUCGAAUCCGCUCCCGCCUCAGAAAAAGCCGAAGCUGUCAAAGUCGAUUUCAGGACAAGGCACUAUCGGAAGCUUCUUCCCAAAGUCCGUUGCCCAAGCACAGCAACUAUCAGCAGAUGCAUUGAGACCGCACACCAUUGUGGUAGAUCAACACAGAGAUCUGAGCUAUGAAGGCGCCCUUCGUCAAAAGCGUGGAGACCGAGAUAUCGCCAAGUGUGGCAUCCCCGAAGAGUUGUCUUCGCAUCAAUUGAACUUUCGCAACAGCAUAAUCUAUGGACGUCCUGCACCUCUGAAAGAGACAAGCACAAACUCCAAGAACCGGUAUGCUGGGCUGUGCAGUUCACCACCUCCGUGCGUCGCAGAUGAGAGGGAACAACAGAUUCUAGACACUCCCGAAGGUGAGAAUCAGACCCCCGGGGCUACAGCGGGGUCGAAGUCCCUAGCACCAGAUGAUAAUGCAACGACAUUGACCAAUUAUGUCCUCGCCAAGCCGGUCAGUUCCCUGCACAAGACUAGUAUGUCUUCGAUCAGAAAUGGUGGGCUCUCUUCAUCAUAUACUGCUUCGGGCGUUGUUAGGAAGACACUUGGAAUCAGACGCACUAUGAACGGGUGGGAGAACAGAAAGAACCGAUGA